Messenger RNA from Osmerus eperlanus (European smelt), 327 nucleotides. RefSeq lists its product as uncharacterized. Gene Ontology annotation, biological process: homophilic cell-cell adhesion; synapse organization. Gene Ontology annotation, molecular function: axon guidance receptor activity. Lineage: Eukaryota; Metazoa; Chordata; Actinopteri; Osmeriformes; Osmeridae. The transcript has a single exon. The annotation marks the transcript as partial. Gene Ontology annotation, cellular component: axon; plasma membrane; neuronal cell body. The record is from RefSeq and is a predicted model, not a curated record.
GAUCCCGUCUGCGCCAGGAGGACUCCCCGCCCCGCAUCGUGGAGCAUCCCUCCGACCUGAUCGUGUCCAAGGGGGAGCCGGCCACCCUCAACUGCAAGGCGGAGGGGCGGCCCACCCCCACGGUGGAGUGGUACAAGGACGGGGAGCGCGUGGAGACGGACAAAGACGACCCCCGCUCUCACCGCAUGCUGCUGCCCAGCGGCUCCCUCUUCUUCCUGCGCAUCGUCCACGGACGACGCAGCAAACCGGACGAGGGCUCCUACGUGUGUGUCGCCCGCAACUACCUGGGGGAGGCCAUCAGCCGCAAUGCUUCCCUGGAAGUAGCAU